Porites lobata is the source of this 8087-nucleotide messenger RNA. Lineage: Eukaryota; Metazoa; Cnidaria; Anthozoa; Scleractinia; Poritidae. The record is from the annotation of a GenBank genome assembly.
AUGGCUGCAAACGAAGGCACAAAUGGGCACACGGAAGUUCCUUCCGACCUUGAAAAGAAAAUUAUCAAACAAAUCGAGGUAAGCUGUAGGUUAUUUUUGUUGUUAUUAAUUUGUUUUUCUGCCAAGAAUCCCAGCGAAUGGUUAUUCACCUGAGAAGCAUUUUAAGGCUAAAAGGAAUCAUACCAUAAGUGAAAAGGACGCUAUUUUUGUACUCGUAAGCACAAUUACCCAUAAAAUUUCCUUGCCAAGAGCGUAUUAUAUAGUUUCAGCUUUGAAUGUCAGCAUUUUGCCUUUACCUGUUAACCGCUUAUGCAGAAAAUAGAAUAAGCGUUAGAAUGACUCUGUAGAGUUGCUACGUUCAUGUAUGUAGGGACGUUUUGACUACCGGUAUUUGUGGAGCCUACUGUACGUGUACACGUAUCACAUAUAAAUUUUAAGAACUUUGUCAAAAUCAAGGAGCUACAGUCACCCAUGGUCAAACUGACUCAUGACCGAAUAGGACUCUUGUGCAAGUCUGCCUUACAUCCAUCUUAAAUUGUAACAAUCAGUGCAAUGCAGCCAGUUAAAGGUUCCAUUAAUUAAGCAAGUUAGCUCAUGAUCAUCAGUAAGAACUACAGUAGAACUCUUCAGUCCCCCCUAGCUAGUUGAUCAAUAAAUAGGAUGGUUUCUUUGAACCUUCUGCCAUGUUGUUCACCACUGUCUGGUCAUGAGUUGGGAGGUUUCAUUUUUUAUCUGCACCCCUCUAAAGAUGACGGGAAUCUGAACCCGGGUUGUUUUUUUGUCAGCAGCUUUGAAAAAUUUGUCUGAAGGGUCAAAAUUUUGUGGGCUUUUUAAUUCUUGGAAGGAAAAAUCCGAACCCCCUUGCUUGGAAAAACCAUCAUCCUUAGGGGGAUGCGGAUAAAAAAUGGAACGUCCCAUUGACCCUGUGAUUUAACACUGUGCCCAUUAUUAAUAGUCUAAAAAUAAUUACCUGUCUUUAAAGGGACUGUACUGUGUCAUGGCAGUCCAGUUCAUUUUGUUUAAAUUUGCCAAUUGCUCGCCUGCAAUUGCUAUGGAACUUAAUGUAAGCAAAGAAAUAAUAUUACAUGUAAAUGACAAAAUCAGAGAUUCGAGACAAACAGAUAUGUCUCUUGAUCAUUAUUUUUGAAGUUGCAAACAGCAGAGAUCAACUUUGAAAAACUGUUAGGCUGAACAGUUUUCAAAAACCCCAAUUUCAAUCCGUUUCAGUCUUCUUCAGUUUUGCCCAUCCGUGGAAUCCAGUGUUGUAUCUGUUGUGUUAUUUUAACCUUCCUUUAAUGUUUGAAGCGGUUAUUUUUAUGUUUCUCUUAAUCUAAUGGGCAUUUUGUAAUUACCUAAUUUGGCUGAAUUUCGUGACACAGCUCCUUUAACAAAUCUGAAGAUACUUGAAUAAACUUCGAUCUUCAGCCCAGUGUAGAGCAAAGGCAAAGCUUCCUGCUACUGCUAGAACCCUGCAUGAUCACUGUGUAACCCUGACAACCAUUUGAAAGUAAUACCAAGCUAUAGCUUUGGUUUGGAGUUUUCUACCCCAGCCUAACAUCUUAUCAGACGGUUAAAUUUCCUUAAAUAAGUGAUAACUGGAAACUACCACCAUCCCUGUUCAGGAUAGGGCUGUACCUGAAAUCUUCAUCUUUGCUCUAUAUUGGUGUAGAGACUCAAGCUUAAUUUGUUCGAAUUUAUCACAUCCUGGAUAGAUGAGUUGUAUAUGUAAUCUUGUGUUAUCAUGCAUGUGAAGGAUAUUAACCAAUAUUAACAUUCAAAUUAUUGUUGCAGUUUUAUUUUGGUGAUAAGAAUCUACCCAGGGACAAAUUUCUCAGACAGAAGGUUGAUGAAGAUGAAGGAUGUAUCCUUUCAUGUACCCAUGUUCUUAAAAUCACUUUUCAACUAACUAGAGAAUACAAAUACAGGUUUGAAGCUCUGUAGCACCACACUCCCUCAGUUGAUGCUGAUAGACUUUAACAUUAUGCUUGCAUUCUUCUCAUGAUUGCUUAUGACAAAAAACCCCAUCCCCUUCAUAAUACCAUUUUGCUUGUGCAGGCAGUGUUCUCCUUAUCAGGCGGUAACUGGUAAAAUUUACCACUUGAAGCAACACUUCUUACUGCUUGCAUUUGCUUGAAGGUUUACUAAAAUUAAAUUGUGAUCUGAUCCUAUUUUCACCAGGAAAUGAAUGAAUAUAUUUAUGGAAAAGUACUAAAGUAUGCACAGCUUUUGUUUUUAUGGGCCACUCAUUUUGGAAAGAGAACAUUGAAGAGAGAGUAAAAUUUUUGGAAUCAAAGGUUUUUAAUUGUUGUCUAAAGAUAACAACGGCUGAUUUGUGAAAAAUAGGUGUUAAAAUGAGGGAAUGACAUUUCAGAGAACUUAGCUCCUGAAUUUCCAAGUAAGGGCGGGCCAUGUCCCGCCUCCCCUCCACCACGAAAGUGCACCUUUGGUGUAUAUUUUUUGCCUUACCGGCCAUGAAUGGUCCCUUUCCUGCUGAUCUAAACUUUAGGAAGAACACAGUCUGUGCAGGUAUAUUGAGUGAGCAAAAUAAAAAAGAACAUAAAACGUACUCACUCUCUCUUAAUUCAAAUUUAAAUAUCUCAAGAAGAUUAAUGUACAAAAUAAAAUUACAGUAUUAUUUAUUCUCACUGUAAUCUGUAGUUUUCUUGACAAGACUUGCUAUAAAUCACAGGGGUGACACUUGAGUGUCUAACAACUUUCAACAGACUUAAGGUAAGAAGCUCACAUUUGCUUUAUCUUGCCCCAUUCUUUCUCUAACAAGAAGAUACCAGGAGGCGUUUACAGUGUAUGCGGGAUGUGUUGGUGUAUGUGAGGGGUAUUUUGACUGGAGUUGGACAAUUAAGUACAAGGGUUGGUACUUGCAAUGCUGAUAGGAGUGGAGUUCUUCAGAGUGAAAGCAGGUGUAAACAACUAGCCCAGUUGUUAAAAAGGUGGAUAAAUCUCUUUAUUAUAUAAACACCAAUGAAAUACCAAGUGAGCUUUCGCGUGAAAACUUGAUAUCUCCACAUGUGAAAAUAACAUGUUAUCUUCACAUGUGAAAAUGUCACUGUUGCUAUGGCUGCAUAAUAAAAAGCACCUUUCACACCAAAAAACUAUUUAAGUAAAAUGGUUUGGUAUUUCAUUGGUGUUUAUAUAAUGAAUAGAACAUUACAUGGUCGCUUGGAGAUACAACAUUUCUCUUCUCAUGUUGAAAAAAAUAUUUCACUCGUUCGCUGCUCUCACGCGUGAAAUAUUUUUCAACACUCGAAGAGUGGAUGGCGCAAUGGUUUUCCUAACACUUUUAUGCUGGAUAGUGAUUUAUCUGGUCAAUGGUGCUUGUCGUGACGUUUGGCCCAGAGACUGACAGAACCAUUAUUUUUAGGCUCUAUCAACAGAUAUAGAUGCUAUAGCAAAAGCUCUCAGAAAAUCAGAAGCUGGCCUGCUUGAGGUAUGUUACAAAUGUAUGUUUAAAUACCGGUACAUUGCUGUUCUUGAAUGAAGUUUCAGUAAGAUGUACCAGUGUUAUUUGUACAUGUAAAUAAUUAUUAAGACUUGUUGUAUAUUUAUAAAGGCUGUGUUUGCUUCCAGAAAUAUUAUUGUAAGAAGCAAAAAAUCUUUGAACCUAUAACACUUAGGCAUGUACAUAUGUUCAACUCUGACCACCCCUGUUGUUUGACAAAGUGUUUGUUUAUGGGAGGUGGUUGUCUUAAAUAAUAAAAUGUAAGCUCAAACUAAACUGAUAUAAGAGAGAGUUUUUGAAUAACAGUAUUUAACUGAGAAAAAAGAAGUUAUUUACAACAUGGUCGCUUAUUGGAGUUGGUCACUUAUGAGAAGUGGUUGCUGUGAGAGAGUUGAGGUUGAAGAAGUAGUUUUUUUCAAAAAGUAAGGUUUAGCAAAAGUUUUAUGUAGCUGCCUAGAAAUAAACUGACUAGGUACUGCUAUACUUCCAGUCUUUCAAUUUACAACAGUACAGAAAGCAUAGCGGCACUGUAAAAUGCUAUUUUUAUUUUUUUAGGUCAGUGAAGAUAAUAAGAAAGUAAGAAGAGUUGCAACAAAACCUCUUCCCGAGGAAACUGCAGAAGCAAGACAUGAUGCCAAAACCAAAACAGUUUACUGUGUAAGUUGUGUAAAGCAUGCUGUUCAAUAAUUAUUAUACAGUGUAAUUGGGGUAACAUUAAAACCAUAUAACAGCAAAAUUGUUUCUCAGUUUCAAAACGCUAGCCAAAUAUGCCAAGCGGGGUGUUUUAUCUUUUAUUAGAAGAUCAUCUAUGCACCCUUUCAUAUACUUGUAUACAGUGGGCUGCACUGCUUCCUACAUUUAUAUACAAUGCAACACUAAAAUUAAUGUUGUCCCAAUGAUGGCUCUUUUUGAACUGCAUAUAUAUUACACAUAUCAAAGAGUAGGGGUAAUUUUCCCAAUCCCUUUAUUUUGGCAUCUAGAGAGGGUUGUCUAAAUUUUAAAUGCUGUACAAACCAUCAUCAAUGCAUAGUUUACACAACAUGUACAUGUAACCUUCACUUAGCAGGAUUUAAAGUAGUUAAUGAAUAGCCAUUUGAUUCUUCUUUAAUCUUCAUUGUUAGUUUGGUGUAAUUUCCUUGCAGAAAGGUUUCCGUGCAGAAACAACUAUUGAUCAACUGGAAGAAUUCUUUUCAGAUAAAGGAAAGGUAAAGUACAACCCCCCCCCCCCCAUGUUUUCGUCUUAAAUAAGGGUUGAUUUCAAGUGUCGCAUUACAUUCGGAAAUAAAAUAGAGGCAAUAUAUAAAAGGUCACUUGUAAGCGUAACAGUUGAAACUCGCUCAACUUCUCUUUUAAGGUCAGCACUUUUUAUCUUGCCCCUAUUUUAUUAACGUGAUUAAAAUUUACAUGCGAUAACUUGCAAAGCCAAAAACACGCCAGUGGAAAUCAACCUUUAGCCUGACUUGUCCUCCGUCAGUUUAGUCCUAGCGUCAAUUUUGGUACAUGAAAUUGUACAUUGUUGUUAGUAUGCUUAUAACCAGCCAGUGGAUCCUGUGUUGAAGCCCCUUAAACACUACUUUUUGCGAUGAUUUACCUGUGUUUCUUUUUUUUUUAACUGUUCAAAGGCCGUGCUGAUCAAAAUGAGGCCAUUUAUUUAAAGGAUCUGCGUUUGUUGAAUUCUCCACUGUGGAUGAGGCAAAGGCAUUUGUGGCAACAGAAGCACUUAAAUACAAUGAACAGGAGCUCAUUAAAAUGAUGAAGUAAGUAUUCUUCAUUAAUAAAGAAGAGUUGUCCCUAAAAUGGCUUCUCUCGUGACAGUACACUGUAUGUUUGUGUAAAGUUUCAGUCGUUGGCAGAUACUAUUGAUUGGGGGAGUAGGGUGUUUGAGGGGCUGGGAUACCCCUAUGCUAUUAAUACAUGUAAAUCCAUCACACUGGAGUAUUAACUGAAGGACACUUUACUUGACUUUGAAACUGACAAGAAAAAAUACUACCUGAGAGUUGCAUUCAGUUUUCACCUUGCAGCUUAGUAACAAAACUUGCGAUGAUUCCUCAUUGCCUUUAACCUGUAAACGAGCUCGCUAAUUUUGGUGAGAGAAUGCACUUGCGUCUCCUUUCGCAUGUGGUUCUCGCAUGAAUUCUCACAACUCCCCCAAAUGGAGAGCUUGCUUGCAGGCUACAUUGCCUUUCAACUGCGGUUCUUGUCGAAACUGAUGGAACCUGGGGUACAUUCAUUUUAUCACACAACAUAUAGAAAAGCUACAACUUUUUUGAGUGUUUAUCAUGAAAACAAGGGUCUGUGUAAAAAAAAUGCAUGUAAUGUUUGAAAACUUGUAUGACUUUUAACAGUGUGCAAAAGUUAUCCCCCUAUGAUAAUAAUGUCAUUAACUGUCACAGUCUGUUAGUGGAAAGGGGAUUCAAACCUCCUGCCUCUUGUAACCUGCAUUCCCUGCACCCAUCCUUUUUACUGGAUUCCUCCCUUGAGCUAUCUUUCGAUUGCAAAAUAUUAAGCAUUGUUGUGUAAUUUCCUUUAUUCAUUUCCUGCCCUCUUAUAACGCCCACCUCUCACUCUUUCCUCUCCCACCCAUCCCCUGUUAUCCCCAGCUCCUAUUCCCCUGUCUACCCCCACUGUUCAGUUACUAGUGAGUUUAACCAAGGACGUGUGGGAACAACGCACAUCAACCGGAAGUGGACUUCUUGCAUUCUAAGGCAAUGAUGCGCUUGCCCAAAUUUUCGGGCAAAUUGUCUCUAUAAGAGUAAAUACACUUAGUAAUACAAAUCUGGUAGUGUCAAGGGAUAUUAAAAGCGACAAGGGCUCACUUCUGGCUGAGGUGUAUGGUUUAAAAACGCUUUCGCCUCACCUUCCUACUGACAGAGCAAGGCCUUUGACAAUUCUUUUGCAUCGUACAAUUUAAGUUAGGGUUCGAAAAUGAUUUCGAUUAUUGGUGAAUUUUAAAGGGAUUAAUAUUACCUUAUCAUAGGGCUGACUACUGUAAAAAGAAGGAGGAAGAAUUCAAACUGAAAAAGGAGAAGCAAAAAUAAGUCUUUUUUUAAAACAAAAGGAAUUAUAUUAUCGCAUGUAUUAACUCAAAUACUCAAGUGAUCCAUAUUCAAACUGCUUUAACGCAUAAAAAUAUCAGCCUAUGGUUCUUACUAUUGAAUGAAACAUCCCUACAAUUCUGGACAGAAGGUCAGAGUUCCAGUCCAGGAUUACAUUGUAUGUAUACGUUUUGAGCUAGCGAUUUCAUCACCAUCUCUAUUCCAUCCUUGACCUCGUUCGGUACAACUGAGAAUUUUUGGUAAGUCAGAUAAGCUAGCCUCCCCAAAGGACGUCUGCGGGGAGGCUACUGAGGGUGCCGUCGAUUGACAUUAUUCUGGAAAACGAAUACUUAAAACAAAAAGAAAAGAAAAAAGUCUCUUCUAUGUGAUUUUAACGCGACAUGCUUCUUAAUAUUUUUAUUUCAAGUAGGUUUAUAGAUAUUGCAGUGCAAUGAGUGCCAAUAAUUAAGUGAUUCCAAGAUUUUAUCCCAUUUAUUUUUAUACCGGAAUGCAGUCAAUCGAACGCGCCCUGAAAAGCUAAACCUGCAAAUUUGUUUUCAACAGAGCGUUUUUGGGAUCAAUAGCCGUAACUGCUCACCAUCUACAAUCCCGGUCAUGGUAUUUGAAACGCUUGCUGAUGUUUGGCCUCCUUCCCUUUCAAUUUUGAUUUUCAGGAGGUACAUUGGUAUAGACCUGAGUGGUUACCCAAGCGACAGCAGUGGCCACCAGACAUUGAGACGAAGACCGCCCCAGAGAGCCAAGAAGAAGCAAAAGUUAUCCGGGAAGUCCUUGGAGUGGCCCAAGGUCAAACAGACAUGCUUGACACCUUGCCAGCCAAGUCUACCCUCUGGCGAACACUCAGGGUUUGCGCUUGGAUGGGACGGUUUAUACACAAUGCACGAAGUGCCAAGUCGGACAGAAACAAAGGCCCGCUUACCACAGAAGAAAUUAACAGGCAGAGACUCCUUUGGCUAAAGAAAGUCCAGGAAAACUUCAAGGGAGACGAACGGUUCGAAGAACAUCGGUUGCAGCUCAACCUUCAAGAAAACGAAAGUGGGUUGGAGUGUACAGGGAGGAUUCAAGGUGUGUACCCCAUUUACGUACCAGACUCGCACCAAUUUUCACUCAAGCUUGUUGGUGAAGAGCACAAAACCACAUUGCAUGGGGGAGUAGGCCUGACUAUGGCGAAGAUUCGUGUGCAGUAUUGGAUCCCAAGGCUGCGACGCCUUGCAAGAAAAGUGAUCAAGUCCUGCAACGGUCGUAAGCGGUUUCAUUUCACCGCAUUUACCAGUCCAGCACCUGGACAGCUUCCAAGGGACCGUACAGAAGGCCAAAACGCAUUCCAAGUGGUAGGAGUAGAUCAGUCGAGAAACAACUACCGACUGGUACGCUACCACGAGAGGUUGUCUCCAGCGAUCGGCCUUCGGGCCCCUUCUCUGGAACGUCUUUUAAAACGACCUACACCUCUCCACCGAUGAAAAUAGGUUAUUCAUGUACGUGAGUGACCACCAACUGUUUUCAGUGGCGAAGACAGCCAACGAGGCGGAAAGCAUUUUAACUGAGGAAGGAAACAACAUCUCUGAGUGGUAUAAUAA